CAUGGUCAUCUCAGAACAGGUCAGUCCCUUUUGGAAAGCUUCCUUGGUUUCUAUACUAUACUUAGAACAAACAUGAUAUAAAUGUUGUGAAUGGGACCUGAGUUUGAAAGUUUUUAUCGUGUUUGAACACGAUUUUCUUCACGCCAUUCGUAAAAAAAAGAAUUGAUGUGAGACGACAAGAUAAGAAGAGAAUCGAACGAAGGAGAAAGUUAAAGACAAAAGUAAACAAAACGAAGUUAUAACCAAGGUUUUCUGAAGACGAGGGUAACAAACAUGAACCAAACAAACAACCAAUCUUCGAACACGACCUCAAUACGUCCCAAGAUUCCUAGCGGAUCCGCCAUCACCAUCCAUUUACAAUAUCAUGAAGCACAGCUCUGGGUAUCGCUAUUUGUACUAGAAGGCCUGUUGAUCAUCACUGCGAAUUGUCUCUCACUCCUCAUUUUCACUGGUAAAAAAUAUCGCAAAAACAAAAGCAAUUUACUGCUUGCUAACUUAGCAGUUUCAGACCUCCUCGUUGGUUGCCUAGCGACACCUCUACAAGUGUACUCUGUAGGGUCUAGAUGGUUCUGGAAAUUCGAGCUCCCUAUCGCUCUUAAUGUCCCCUUGGAUAUGUUUACUGGUUUUCUCUCACUGUUUUCUUUAACAAUAAUUGGUUUAGAGAGGUUCUUUGCUACAUGGUAUCCCUUUAGCUACAAGGCCAUGAAAGCGUUCGUUUACGUCAUCAUUAUUUUUGUCACGUGGUUUCUUGCUGCUCUCGUGCCAUGCGCAGUAUACCUUGUACCACAUGACGUCCUGCCAAAGUCUUCUGUUAACUACAUAAUCUCGUUUCUUCUUUGUCUGUCUGUCUUCCUCAUUCUCUUCUCGUACACCGCUAUUGGAAUCAAGAUGAGCCUGCAAAACAUUUCACAAGACCAGCGGCAAAAGCGUCAGAAGCGCAUGAUCAAGACCCUUAUUCUUGUCACCGUUCUCUCGCUUGUCUCUUGGCUUCCUUUCCAAGUCAUUAUCCUUGUCUUUUACUUCUACAAAGGGAAACUUAGCUUUCCGUAUCUUGUGAUAGUGGCAACGAAAUUCCUWCAGUUUGGCAACUCCUUUGUCAAUUCGAUAGUUUACUAUCUGCGCAUGUCUGGCUUUCGAGGUGACUUGAGGAGAAUCGUAUGUAGCAAAAUACCCAUAAUGCCAUGUUCGCUGCGAAACAAAGAAAGGAUGGAGGAGGGAGGCGCAAAUAACGAUCAAGCGGAAUCACGUGGCAACGAGAAUGGAGAACGUAAGUGCAACAAUCUUGCCUCGACUUGUACUGCUGAUACAAAUCUAGCCGUGUCUACAGAAGAAACRAAACUGUAAAACGACAACUAACAUCUUUACUCGAUCGAAAACUUGUCGAAGAAAUAUGAAAAGAAACCUGAGCAUACUGACUACGGCAUGUCAAUUAAUGUAAAAAGCGAAAGAAAAURAGACAAAUUAACGUGAACGAGGUGGAAAAAUUAAGAUGUUGUUCRUUGAACUUAUAUUAUAUAUAUAGCAGCUUUGGUUGGAAUCUGUCUGCAUAUUAGAUACUGUCACAAACAAUUGAUAGUUCAUCAAUUAUAAGAGAAAAGGCUUUAAUUCGUGACCAGCAGAAUUGAUACAUUGAUACAGAAUUGAUACAGAAUUGUAGCAUUACUGACGUCCGUCAGAAGAAGCUGCUAAAACACGUUAUAAUCUAAAAAUAAGCAGAUUAACUUAAUGCAAUUCACUGGAUUAGAAUGAAUUAUAUCGUCUGGUUGUAACACUUUAGGAAAGCUUCCAUUUUCUUAAAGCAGAUAGAUCUGUCGAAUCAAGCUAGAGAAUUGAACGAAAGUGACAACAAUUCGAAUACGAUAAGUGAAAAGUAACGUCGCUUAACUUAAUGCAAUUCCCGGGGUAAGCAUGAAUGUCAUUUGGUGUAAUACUUUAGGAAAGCUUCCAUUUUCUUAAUUAAAGCAGAUGGAUCUGUCGAAGCAAGCCAGAGAAUUGAACAACACUGAAAAUUAUUCGAAUAAGACACAUUAAAAACAACCAUAGGACA
Molecule: messenger RNA, 2047 nt
Organism: Actinia tenebrosa (Australian red waratah sea anemone)
Lineage: Eukaryota; Metazoa; Cnidaria; Anthozoa; Actiniaria; Actiniidae
Product: proteinase-activated receptor 2
Biological process (GO): G protein-coupled receptor signaling pathway
Cellular component (GO): plasma membrane
Molecular function (GO): G protein-coupled receptor activity
Source: RefSeq, a predicted model, not a curated record